AUGCCAGACCUGGAUAUUAUUCGAUCUGCGGUAGCUGAGCUCCCCAAGGGCCAGCCUUUGGUUGUUUGUCUAGUUGGAGGAACAACUGGAAUUGGUUCGUAUGUAGCCAAGAGCCUCGCCAAAGCCUUUGCUAGUGAUGGCUCCAAACUUCGCGUUUAUAUAAUCGGUCGCAACGCCACGCGUGCUGCAGAUGUUAUCGCCCAGGGCAGAAGUGCUAGUCCAGGUUCCGACUGGCGAUUUGUACAGGCGACAGACCUCGCACUUAUCAGUGAAGUCGAUAAAUCAUGCACAGAGAUCAUCCGAAGGGAGACCGAGGCCCCCUUACACAACACACCGAGUAUAGAUCUGCUAUACAUGAGUCAUUGUUAUCCGAUUCUCCUGAAACCAACAGUAACGAGUGAAGGCCUCGAUGCCUUUAUUUCGACCGUAUACUAUUCAAGAAUCAGAUUCAUUCUACAGCUCUUGCCAUUACUGACAGCAUCCCCUCUGCCGGGCCAUGUCAUUUCAAUCUAUGCCGGGGGAUUUGAGAAUGGGACCUCACCAGGCGAGUCACCCAUCGGCUGCCCUCCACCAGCAACGUACGGUGUGACUGGGGUUCGAAAGCACACGUGCUUUAUGAAAACUUUUAUGUUUGAGGAGCUUGCGGAAAGGAAUGCUGGGAAGCUCAGUCUGACACAUAUUUAUCCAGGCCUCGUUGAUGGGCCCGGAUUUUACAACCCUGAAAUGCCGUUUUGGUUCAGGUUUCUUUGGCGGAUCCUAAAGCCUCUGGCAAUGCUCUAUAUGACUUCAGCGGACGACUGCGGCGACGUGAUGACCUAUCUCGCAACAUCACGGUAUCCUGCAAAGGGAACCGCAGGCAAUAAAAUCGCUGACGAGGUUGAGGUUGCCAAGAGCACGCUAGGGGAGCCUGGUGGUGGUUGUUAUGCCGUUGGGCAAAGAGGAGACGUAGGAGUGAAAGGGAUAAGCUAUGAGACGGUUCGCAAGGACGGAACGAGCAAGGAGGUCUGGAAUCACACCAUAGAGACUUUGACGAAGGUUGAGAAGGAAAAUACGAAGACUAUGACUUCUUAA
Molecule: messenger RNA, 1071 nt
Organism: Penicillium lagena
Lineage: Eukaryota; Fungi; Ascomycota; Eurotiomycetes; Eurotiales; Aspergillaceae
Product: short-chain dehydrogenase
Exons: 2
Coding region: 1-1071 (356 amino acids)
Biological process (GO): secondary metabolic process
Source: RefSeq, a predicted model, not a curated record